UCUGUUGGUCUAAUAUGUUCUGCUCUGGCAUACGUGAAAAGUUCUCCUCACAUAGAUUAAUUUUGCACCAUUUCAUUUGUUUCAGGAUCAACUCUUGUGUAAAUUUAAACUAUUUUCUUAAGAAUCUGUAAGAGAAAUGCUUUUAAAAGAUAUUUACCACAUAGGUAUUCUUAAUAGCUGCCUACGUUUGUAACCGAAUGUGUGACAUAAACCAAAACCAGAGGUCUUAGCUAGUUCAAGCUAGUAUCCUAGGUCUGACCAGAAGCAAACUCAGUUCUCUGUGUGUAAAACUUCGGUUGAUUUUGCAGAGGAAUUAAAUAAACUAUGGAUGUAUUAGAUCUUCAUUUCAAUCCUGUUCCAACGGCACAGUUGGCAUAGUGUUUUUCCUAUAUAUCAAUAGUCUUGUUCUGUGCAUGCAUAAUAUUUCAAUUAAUCCCUCCUCAGCUGCCUAAAGGUCUGAUGAGAUACAUGUUAGAACUUUGAUUGCUUUUUCAUACAUUAUUGCCCCUGCAUUUGAGAUUUGGACCUUACAUGAUCAUGAUUAAAAGUAAUUACAGAAGACGAAUGAAGAAAUUGCUUCCUAUGAAGAGCAGAAGUACUUGAUUCUGAAAAAACUCUUAAAGUGGUUCUAACUUCAAAGCUGGAGAAAAGCAUGAGGGAACAAUCCGUCUGACUCAGUAUCUUGCACACAACACAGAAUGGCUCUUCAAAAGAAAACUGUUGCUGGUGUCUUGGAGGAGUGGUGUUUGGAGGAACCACUGUUCAGUUGCAGACGGCACCAGAAUGUUAGGAAAAAACUGAGACUGAUACGAAUUAUAGGUCUUCUUGUUAGCGUAGUGGCCAUGAGCACUUUCUCUCUUUCAAUUAGUGCCUUUUUCAAGAUGGAACCACAGAGCAUGGCAUUGGCCAGCAGCCUAGAGAGCCAAAAGCUAGUGCAUGGGCACCAAAGAACUCUGUUGGAUUUCACAGGACAGAAUGAAAAUGGCAGUCCAGACCCAUCCACUGCUAUGAAAUAUGAAGCUGAACAUGACAAUGCAACAGAUGAUCAUGCCAAGGGAGAAUACCCCAACGACCUUUUCUCUCUUGAGGAGAGAAGGAAGGGAGCAGUGAUUCUCCAUGUAAUUGGAAUGAUUUACAUGUUUAUAGCCUUAGCCAUAGUCUGCGAUGAGUUCUUUGUUCCUUCCUUGACUGUCAUCACAGAAAAACUGACUAUAUCUGAUGAUGUGGCAGGGGCAACCUUCAUGGCUGCUGGUGGGUCAGCUCCAGAACUGUUCACUUCUCUAAUAGGAGUGUUUAUAUCCCACAGCAAUGUUGGCAUUGGCACAAUAGUGGGAUCUGCUGUGUUCAAUAUUCUGUUUGUUAUUGGAAUGUGUGCUUUAUUUUCUAGAGAGAUCUUGAACCUUACUUGGUGGCCACUCUUUCGAGAUGUGUCCUUUUACAUCAUUGACUUGAUCUUGCUAAUCAUCUUUUUUCUGGAUAACUUGAUCAUGUGGUGGGAAAGCUUAACACUCCUGACAGCAUAUUUUUGCUAUGUGACUUUCAUGAAGUUCAACGUUCAAGUGGAAGAAUGGGUGAAGAAGUUUUUAAACAGGAACAAGGUUGAGAAGGUAACAGCAGCAGAUGCUGAAGGAAAGUCACCUAAUGCUGGCGACAAGGAUGACCAAACACUAACGACCAAGCCACGGCUCCAGCGGGGAGGAAGCUCUGCAUCUCUCCACAACAGUCUAAUGAGGAACAGCAUCUUCCAGCUCAUGAUACACACACUCGACCCUCUUGCUGAAGAGCUUGGAUCAUAUGGAAACCUAAAAUAUUAUGACACAAUGACUGAAGAAGGAAAGUUCAAGGAAAGGGCCUCAAUUCUGCAUAAGAUCGCCAAAAAGAAAUGCCAGGUGGAAGACAGUGAAAGGCAAAAUGGAGCUGCUAAUCAUGAAAAAAGUGCAAAAGUGGAAGUUGCAGUGACACCACCAAGUGAUUCAGGACCAGUGCAGAAUGGAAUCGCACCUAAUGUUGAAGAAGAGAAUGAAGAGGAUGAGGACCAGCCUCUUAGCCUGGCCUGGCCUGACACCCCACGCAAGCAGCUCACCUACCUUCUUGUAUUACCCAUUGUUUUUCCACUGUGGGUUUCACUCCCAGAUGUCAGAAAUCCUAAAUCAAGAAAAUUUUUUCCUAUCACAUUUUUUGGCUCUAUCAGCUGGAUUGCAUUUUUUUCUUACUUAAUGGUCUGGUGGGCACAUCAGGUUGGAGAGACCAUCGGUAUUAGUGAAGAAAUCAUGGGACUGACUAUUCUAGCUGCUGGCACAUCCAUUCCUGACCUUAUUACCAGUGUUAUUGUUGCCCGUAAAGGUCUGGGGGACAUGGCUGUAUCCAGUUCUGUUGGAAGCAACAUAUUUGACAUCACAGUGGGCCUGCCUCUUCCAUGGCUCCUGUACGCUGUCAUUAACAGCUUUGCCCCGGUGACAGUCAGCAGCAACGGUCUGUUCUGUGCAAUUGUCCUCCUUUUCAUCAUGCUGCUCUUUGUCAUCCUCUCGAUUGCUUUCUGCAAGUGGAGGAUGAAUAAGUUCCUGGGUUUCCUCAUGUUUGGGCUUUAUUUUGUGUUCCUGAUUGUCAGUGUCCUCCUGGAGGACAAAGUGAUCCAGUGUCCUGUCUCCAUCUAGUGAAAAAUGCUGUUUUGAGAAAAAAAAAAGAAAAAAAAAAGGAAAAAAACCCAAACCAACCAAACAAAAAAUAAACAACUUAAGAAAACAGCCAAAGCCAAACAAAAAUAAAAAAACCAAACCAAAACCACAAACAAAAACCAAACCACCCUCCCCUCAUCCAAACCCACAUAUAUUUAUUUAAAUAUGUAUAUACAUCAAUAUGAAACAGCAAAAACCCACAAUGGAAAGUUUCUGUGAGAAUAGCCUAUGGACUCCUAAAUUUCCUCUCACCCAUUUUCAAAAGAGAGAAAGAAAGAAUAGGAUACAAAGGAUGGAUCCCAGAGCUGAAGAAUGACUGCUGUUGGACAAUCCAAUCACAAGCGAAGGACUGAGUCCAGCUGCGCUGAGGUUUUCUUUGCUGCAGAGCAUCCUCACCACUCAGAACCAGAGAUGCUGCUCAUGCACAGAAACAGUGAAAGCUACAGCUUCUCCUAUGAGUAUGUACCUAUCCACAGAAUUCUCAUUCUCUGUUUUAGUAUACACAGAUACAUACACAGUGUGCUCAGUUCUCAAAGCUUUGAUCUUGUAAGGGAAUGUUAAUACUAAAUUUAUGAAAACAUCACCCCCACACACACCCUGGUGUGGGAGUUUUCUGAUAACCUGCUGAAACUCCUGAGUGGAAAGCAUACACCAAGCGCAUGAGUAGCAGACAGGGGAGAGAAGCGUCUCUUCCUGUAAGUGAAUUUAUAUGAUGUGAUUUCAGCAAGGACAGGGUAUUUGUAAAUAGUUUCAUCCUCUGUAUAGCAGGUCCGUAAAGGCAAUUAUCAGGAUGUUAGUGGUGGUUUAUUACAUCUUGCAAAACUCUUCAGAUUCCAGAAACUCUUGCUCUGGCACUGAAGGGGCCACACUAGCUGGGCCUGGCCAUUUUGUGAUUAGUGCUGUAACUUGUGCAUUUUUUUAACUGCAUUCAACGCAAUGCAGUGGCAAAGACGAGAAUGGGGAUACUCUGUCUUUAAUAGUUACGCAACAUGCAGACACCAUACAGCUACUGUGUGAACACAACAUUUUUUGCAGCAAUACAAGCAAUAAUAAUAUUUGGAUGCUGUUAUCAUAAUGAGUUUGCCUUUACAUGCCAGAAGAAAAAGGUUAAUUUGCUUAUGCGUAGUACUUCAUACAGAAAAUAGAGGUAGUUGAAAAGUGACAGCCUAAUUGCUGAAGUAGAUAUAUAUUUUACAGGCUUUCACUAUUACUUGGAGUGUAAGGACCUUCACAGCUACAUGUAGCUAUUGCUGGAAGAGAUUCCCAGCUGAUGUACAAAGCUGGAGCUCUUAUAUAUCUUUUGCUCUUUGCUCUUAUAAAUCUUGAAACUAGGUAGGAGAAACUAACAAUUUAAAUAUAGUGGAACUGCAGGAAACAUACAUAAUUAUUUUCCAGUAUUGCUGAAAGUGUGUCUGAAGAAGCCAAGGAAGGAGUGAAAAUACAAUAUUAUUUUACUGAAAUCCUGAGAGAAGAAGGUCCCAACCUAGAACAAAAAAAGUAAGGAGAGAGAAAGCAACAAAGUGUUUGUCUUUCCUGUAGUUUGGAUUAUUUUAAAAACAAAACAAAAAAAAAAAC
Molecule: messenger RNA, 4250 nt
Organism: Pezoporus flaviventris
Lineage: Eukaryota; Metazoa; Chordata; Aves; Psittaciformes; Psittacidae
Gene: SLC24A2
Product: solute carrier family 24 member 2
Exons: 11
Coding region: 699-2654 (651 amino acids)
Biological process (GO): intracellular calcium ion homeostasis; long-term synaptic depression; calcium ion transmembrane transport
Cellular component (GO): membrane
Molecular function (GO): calcium channel activity; calcium, potassium:sodium antiporter activity
Source: RefSeq, a predicted model, not a curated record